AUGGCGACGGCUAGGUCUACACGUAGAUGGAAUUGUGGAUUUCUAAUCACGGCUGCUAACAAUGGGGAGCUUCAAAAGCUUAAAGAUCUUGUGAUGAGGGGCGCCGAUGUUAACUCGCGCAGCCGGAAUGGGAAUACACCUUUGCUCAUGGCUAUGCAAUCCAACGUCGAGGAAGUUGUUCGUUUUCUGCUGAAACAGGGCGCCAAUAUCAACGCACAAGGCAGGGAUGGGGAGACGCCUUUACAUCGGGCGGUAUUUCAUGAUAAAGAGCGUUUUGUUCGUAUUUUGGUGGAGCAGGGCGCCAGCGUCGACAUACAGAAUAUAAAUGGGGAGACACCUUUACAUCAGGCGGCUUUACAUGGCAACGAAGACUUUGUUCGUAUUUUGGUGGAGCAGGGCGCCAACGUCAACACAAAUGGGGAGACACCUUUACAUCAGGCGGUUUCAGAUGGCAACGAAGAUUUUGUUCGUAUUUUGGUGGAGCAGGGCGCCAAUAUCAACACACAGAAUACAAAUGGGGAGACACCUUUACAUCAGGCGGUUUCAGAUGGCAACGAAGAUUUUGUUCGUAUUUUGGUGGAGCAGGGCGCCAAUAUCAACACACAGAAUACAAAUGGGGAGACACCUUUACAUCAGGCGGUUUCAGAUGGCAACGAAGAUUUUGUUCGUAUUUUGGUGGAGCAGGGCGCCAAUAUCAACACACAGAAUACAAAAAGACAAACAGCUUUACACCUGGCAACCUCACGUGGUACCAUGGGUAUUCUACGUCUACUGGUAGAGAAGAACGCUGAUGUAAACCUACAGGAUCAGAAUGGGGAGACACCUUUACAUCAGGCGGCUUUAUAUGGGAACGAAGAUUUUGUUCGUAUUUUGGUGGAGCAGGGCGCCAACGUCAACACACAGAAUUCAAAAAGACAAACAGCUUUACACCUGGCAGCCUCACGUGGUACCAUGGGUCUUCUACGUCUACUGGUAGAGAAGAGCGCUGAUGUAAACCUACAGGAUCAGAGAGGACAGACCGCUUUACAGCUGGCAUUGUCAGGUAGUACCCUGGACGUCCUUCGUCUUCUAGUUGAGAACAGCAAUGAUGUCAACGUUCAGAAUCCGAAAAGACAAACAGCUUUACACCUGGCAGCCUCACAUGGUACCAUGGGUUUUCUACGUCUACUGGUAGAGAAGAACGCUGAUGUAAACCUACAGGAUCAGAAUGGGGAGACACCUUUACAUCAGGCGGCUUUACAUGGCUACGAAGAUUUUGUUCGUAUUUUGGUGGAGCAGGGCGCCAACGUCAACACACAGAAUUCAAAAAGACAAACAGCUUUACACCUGGCAACCUCAAGUGGUACCAUGGGUCUUCUACGUCUACUGGUAGAGAACAGCGCUGAUAUAAACCUACAGGAUCAGAAUGGGGAGACACCUUUACAUCAGGCGGCUUUACAUGGCAACGAAGAUUGUGUUCGUAUUUUGGUGGAGCAGGGCGCCAACGUCAACACACAGAAUUCAAAAAGACAAACAGCUUUACACCUGGCAGCCUCAUGUUGUAGAAUGGGUCUUCUACGUCUACUGGUAGAGAACAGCGCUGAUAUAAACCUACAGGAUCAGGAUGGGGAGACGCCUUUACAUCGGGCAGCAUUACAUUGUAACAAGAGUUUUGUUCGUGUUUUGGUGGAGCAGGGCGCCAACGUCAACAUACAUAAUACAAGAGGACAGACCGCUUUACAGCUGGCAUUGUCAGGUAGUAACCUGGACGUCCUUCGUCUUCUAGUUGAGAACAGCAAUGAUGUCAACGUUCAGAAUCCGAUGGGACAAACAGCCUUACACCUGGCCGUAUCACGUGGUAGUAUGGAUCUUCUACGUCUACUGGUAGGGAAGAGCGCUGAUAUAAACGUACAGGAUCAGAAUGGGGAGACACCUUUACAUCAGGCGGCUUUACAUGGCAACGAAGAUUUUGUUCGUAUUUUGGUGGAGCAGGGCGCCAACGUCAACACACAGAAUACAAAACGACAAACAGCUUUACACCUGGCAGCCAUACGUGGUAGAAUGGAUCAUCUUCGUCUACUGGUAGAGAAGAGCGCUGAUAUAAACCUACAGGAUCAGGAUGGGGAGACGCCUUUACAUUGGGCAGCAUUACAUUGUAAUAAGAGUUUUGUUCGUAUUUUGGUGGAGCAGGGCGCCAACGUCAACAUACAUAAUACAAGAGGACAGACCGCUUUACAGCUGGCAUUGUCAGGUAGUAACCUGGACGUCCUUCGCCUUCUAGUUGAGAACAGCAAUGAUGUCAACGUUCAGAAUCCGAUGGGACAAACAGCCUUACACCUGGCCGCGUCAGGUGGUAGUAUGGAUCUUCUACGUCUACUGGUGGGGAAGAGCGCUGAUAUAAACGUACAGGAUCAGGAUGGGAAAACAUCUUUACACGUCGCGUCAUCACGUGGUAACGUGGACAUUGUUCGUAUCCUAGCGGAGCGGGAUGCUGAUGUCAACGUACAGAAUAAGGAUAAGGAGACUCCUCUACAUGCGGCUGUGUCACGUGAUAACGUAGACGCUGUCCGUAUUCUGGUGGAGCAGGGCGCUGACGUCAACGUACAGGAUCAGGAUGGGAAAACAUCUUUACACGUCGCGUCAUCACGUGGUAACGUGGACAUUGUUCGUAUCCUUGCGGAGCGGGAUGCUGAUGUCAACGUACAGAAUAAGGAUAAGGAGACUCCUCUACAUGCGGCUGUGUCACGUGAUAACGUAGACGUUGUCCGUAUUCUGGUGGAGCAGGGCGCUGACGUCAACGUACAGGAUCAGGAUGGGAAAACACCUUUACACGUCGCGUCAUCACGUGGUAACGUGGACAUUGUUCGUAUUCUUGUGGAGCGGGAUGCUGAUCUCAACGUACAGAAUAAGGAUGAGGAGACUCCUCUACAUGCGGCUGUGUCACGUGAUAAUGUAGACGUUGUCCGUAUUCUGGUGGAGCAGGGCGCUGACGUCAACGUACAGGAUCAG
Liolophura sinensis is the source of this 2988-nucleotide messenger RNA. Its product is annotated as serine/threonine-protein phosphatase 6 regulatory ankyrin repeat subunit A-like. Lineage: Eukaryota; Metazoa; Mollusca; Polyplacophora; Chitonida; Chitonidae. Gene Ontology annotation, molecular function: protein binding. The transcript has 30 exons. The record is from RefSeq and is a predicted model, not a curated record. The annotation marks the transcript as partial.